UGCACCAAAUUAGUGAGAGUUUUACUUUCAAACCGUACGGACACGAACCGGAGUCCGGACUGUCGGUGCUCGAGCGCGGCUAACUGGAGUGAAGUGGAACUGAUUCUGACUGACUGACAGACUGACUGACUGACUGACUGGUUGGUUGGUUGUCUGGCUAACCGCCUACUUCGGUCGAUACGAUUUCGGUGUAGUUUCGGUGUGAAAAUGACGUGAAGAACGUGAAUUCGGUUUUCUAAGGGGGGAACGAAAAGUCAACAUUCAAAGUGAAGAGCAAUUGUGAAACCGUGUCGAAAUUGACGCUAAGAAGGAUUUCACAGUAGAACGUAAUAAGGAUUACUUUCACGCUUUCGUGGUCCGGUUGUGGUUCGGUGCGGUGAGAAAAGCAUAAUGAAAGUGUUUCCGUUGACCCGCCGCCGUCACAGCGGAGGUCGUUUGGGUCGGAUCGGCCGAUAAAAUCUUCCGAAUCUGGGAAAUUGCUGUUUCCGUGGGCGCUGCUCUCUCCGGGUCGACGUUUGGGACGUAGGGGGUGAAAAAUGUCCCGGUGAACGGCCGAUCAAGACAGUCCCCACUGAUCCGAAGACGGGAGCGAUAAUCGCGAUAAGCAUCGAACGCAUCCGGAAAUCGAUUUCGUGCGCGGCAUCUUUCCACGGUUUGAUGGAAAUUCAUGGUUUUAAGUGAAUCGCAAGAUAGCGGUGUUUUGGUGCUCGGCGAAGCUGUACUGAACCGCACACCGACCGACCGACCGACCGACCGCCCGCCCGCCCAAGCAAAACGUGGUUUGAUUAUACAUUAGAUUUCGGUUCCGGUUCCCCUCGGGUCGUCUACCGAAAAUAAUAGCGGAAGAAUCCUGCUUCACAGCCGGUUGUUCCUUUGGGGGUGGCGGUUGUUGUCAGAGUGGUUUUUGGUUGAUACAACAAUACUUGGUCAAUAGAGAGAGAGAGAUAGAGGUGGUGCUGCAAAUGCGAUCUUGCCUGGUGUGAAGUGAUAAAUUAAUUAAUUUUCUCACUCCCGCAGCACAAUCGUUCGAGAUUCGUUGCGGUUGCCGGUGGUGAAGGAGAGAGGGCACGCAGUGGUCGGAAAAUCCCCAGAUAAGAAGAAUACAAAAGUUUUUCUCGCUCUCUGUGUGUUGCCUCCGGAUGGCAUCCAAUGUUCCGAAUGGGAGUGUAUAAUUAAAGAAAGAAAAGUUGUAGCCAGAAUAGAAGAAGAAGUUGCGGGUGGCUCGAAAUUCGGUCCAGAGGCUCCGAACUUCUCCGGUAGCGCCAGGCGACGCUUUUUUUGGCCAAGGGUAACGGUGAAGGUUUUUUUUCGUACGCAAAAGAAGUGUGCAGCGGCACGGAGAGGCGGAGAGGUUUCCCAGUGGUGUCUAGUUACAAGUGAUUUCGUGAAACAAUUCAGUGGUGAUUGUAGGAAUGUGCCGGAAGGGAACUUCGGCCAGGUUGGCCCUGCUUCUGCAGCUGCUGCUGUUCAUCCUGCCAGGAUUACUGAUGCCAGCUGACGCCUCCAUCAUCGUCAAGGAUAGUGAAUACGAAAACACUCCACUGCACAUGGCCGAAGCGGUCCAGGGAAUGACGGGGAAGCUGGAGUGCAACAUCACGUCUCCGAUAGCCGGCGACCGGGCGAUCCUGGUCAUUUGGUACAAGGGUGGACAGACGAUUCCGUUGUACACCUUUGAUGCCCGAGACACCCGCGAAGGCUCCCACCGCAGUUCCAACUCGUCGUUCGAUGGACGGGCCAGUUUCUAUCCGAACCGAGUGCCGGCGACGCUGGAAAUCCGGCAGACGAAAAGCUCCGACAGUGGAGUCUACCGGUGCCGGGUGGACUUCCACAAGAGCCCCACCCGAAACACGCGGGUGCAGCUGUCCGUGAUAAUUCCACCGGAGAAGCUGCAGAUCGUGGAUUCCGGCGGCCACAGCAUUCCCCACUACAUCCUGGGUCCGUACAACGAGGGAGCUUCGGUGAAUUUUACCUGCGUGGCAAGCGGUGGUCGCCCAACACCCACCGUGAACUGGUGGUACGACAACGAAAUCGUAAACCACUCGUCCACCAUCCUGUCGGAGCGGCGAGUGAAAAACACCCUGAUCCUGAACCGGCUCGAGCGGAAACACCUGAAGGCCAUCUUCACCUGCACGGCGUCGAACAACAACGUCACAAAUCCCAUCUCGGCGUCCGUCACCCUCGACAUGAACCUACGCCCUCUGCUGGUCAGAUUGCAAGGCAAGAACCGGUCGCUGUCCGCGAACCAUACGUACGAUCUGCAGUGCGAAGUGCACGGUUCCCGGCCGGCUCCCAUCAUUACCUGGUGGAAGGGAAGCACCCAGAUGCGUGGUCAUCACGAAACGACCGAUCCCGAAGGAAACCUGACGGUGUCUAUUCUGAGUUUUCGACCGACCAUCAACGAUCAGGGCAAAUAUUUGUCCUGCCGGGCCGAGAUGGCCGUCAUUCCGGAUGCUGGCAAAGAGGACGGAUGGAAGCUCGAAAUAUACCAUGUUCCCGUGGUAACACUGGAGUAUGGCACCAACUACAACUACACUUCGUCGAUCCGUGAGGGUGCCGAUGUCUACUUCGAGUGCAACAUAAAGUCCAACCCGUGGGUGUACAAAGUUAUUUGGCGUCAUCAUGGUCGAGAGCUGCUGAACAACCCGUCGGAGGGAAUUAUCGUAUCGAACCAGAGCCUGGUGCUGCAGAACGUGAGCCGCUCGAGAGCCGGACUGUACACCUGCGUCGGAAGUAACCGGGAAGGCGACGGCGAAAGCAAUCCCGUUCAUCUGGAUAUUAAGUUUGCCCCCGUCUGCCGGCCCGGUCUGGUCACCACGUACAAUGUCGGUCGGUACGAGCAGGCGAAAAUUUCCUGCGAACUGGAAGCAAAUCCGACCGACGUCACCUUCGUCUGGAAGCACAACACCUCGGUCUCGGAAACGUUGGACAUCCCGUCGACGCACGUCAGCAGCGAACAGGCCAAAAGUAUCUUCCGCUUCAAGCCGAUCAGCGAGAGUGUAAGUGACUAUGGCACCCUUCUGUGCUGGGGAAGCAACGAAAUCGGCACUCAAACCGAGCCCUGUGUGUUCAAUCUCAUCCCAGCGGGCAAACCCGAUCCACUUUCCAACUGUACCAUCCUGAAUCAAACGUUCGACAUGCUGCAAAUUGAAUGCCUGGAAGGAUUCGACGGUGGUCUGCAUCAGGAGUUUCUGGCGGAAAUGUACGUCAUUGGCAAUCGCCAGCUGAUUGGAUCCAUCAAAACCAGAAUUCCCAUUUUCGAACUCAAAGGACUGGAACCGGGAGUCGGCUACAACAUAUUUCUAUCGGCUAGGAACUCGAAAGGAGCCAGCGAGCCGACCUAUCUGCAAGCCUUUACCCUGAAGAAUCCGGAAAAACAAACUGAUUUAUCUCUGGUGUACGCUCCGACGCUGCACCAGAUCAAGCCAUUCAUCGGUACCCUGCUGGGUGUGGUGGCGGCCAUCAUCUCGAUCGCAUCCAUCAUCGUGAUGGUCACUCGAUUGCGUGGCUCCGCCGGCCGGGACCGGGACUGCAGCAAUAUGUCCACCAACGACGCAUCCGGCAUCAGUCAAUCGCUGCCAACCGACGGGGAACUGGUGCGGGAACAGCAGUGCAACGGCAGCAUCGACAGUAUCGAGAAAAAUCCGGACAUCAUUCCGCAAGGGAAACUUCCGCACCUGUUGGAAGAAGAUGAGAAAGCCUUCGAGUGGCUCAACAGUAGUGCCCACCCGCGGCUGUACGCAACCGCGGCCCUGGCCGAGCAGCAACACCAGCAGGUCGGUGGGGGCCUGCUGGGACAGCCGGGGGUGGCCCCGCUCGGAGCCUACGAUAGUCGGGCGUUCUAUGCGACGAUGCGCGACGGUGCCUGCAUGCAGCAGAACGUCUACCCAACGAUGCUAACCGAUAAUCAAAAUUACAUCCCGGUGCACAGUGCCAUCAUCCCGACGCCGGUGAUAGGCGGCUACGGUAGCGACAGUCACAAGCACGAUCUAACGUACGCCGACCUGACAACGAUGGCCGGCGGUGGCGGUCCCGGUGGUGUCCCGAUACCGCACAAGCAGCAGAUGUACGUGAGCGCAACUCUCGGCAGACCCCGGCAGUCGGACAUCAAACGAAGCGAGCCAACGAUCUAUGCUCAGAUUGAUUUGGCACACCAUCCAUCGGUACACUCAACAAAUUUGGUUUAUACAAAUACCCGGGCCGGUAUUCCAAUUUCGCACACUGGCCAUCAGCAGCAGCAACAACAACAACACCAAUACCAGCAACAACAACAGCAGCAGCAGCAGCAGCAUCAUCAGCCAACAACGUCCCUGGGGAUGAUGAUUCCAACUCCCACCUCGGCGGCCGUCAGCCUCACGGAACGAUUCCCUCCACCGCCGCUCUUCGCUGGCCACGUACCCGUCAGUAAUUCUUCACUAUGUUCAAAUGAAGCGCCCUCCAGCCUGCUGCAAACCGUACCGGAACUGCAACCACUUUGCAGCACUCCCGAUUCGGUUGCCUCGUCCGGUCCAUCUUCCGCCACCAGCGACCGGCUGCUGCACAAUGCGACCCGUUUCUGAUAGGAAGCGCACCCUUAGAUACCUCCUCCUUCCAGUAACCCGCCCCCGAAAUAGUGAAACCGAACCGAGUCGGUUGGUGUGAAUUCCGUGUUGCCAGGUGAGGCGGAAUGUUUCGAACAGGUCGCAAACGAGUGCGGACUAAAGUGCGGUAACUUCAAAUCUACUUAUACUAAACCUAUACAUUCGAUCUACAACUCAACUGAAAUCUUCUACUAAAGUGAAACCAUCAACUUCUAAGAAACUGGAUAUUUAGAGGAAGAUAACAAAAAAAAGGUAAAAAAAAAUGUCCGUCGCAUAGGCGAAACUAAUUCUGUUAUGUAAAUAUGGUUGGACUCUGAAACGAGACAAAAUAACGAAGAAAAAAAAACUAGUAAGUAGUGAAACCAGAUGAGAUGUAAUUAAUUUUUAUAUAUAACAACCAAUAAAAAAAACAACAACAACCAAACUAUUUAGAAUAACGUAAACGAAAAUCAGCAAACUACAAACGAGACAACUUUUCAAAUUUCAAUCAAAAAAAAAAUCAUCUAAGGUCAACAACAACAAAAAAACAACAACGGCUAGUUAUAUCGAACAGUUGUAAAUAGUUCAGGAUCCAUUUUUUGAAUAGAUAUAAAUCCGAAUGAAACAAAUAAUCAAAUGCCCAAAUGUGGAAGGCGUAAAACAAGAAAAAAAACACACACACACAUUAACAAUGUACGCGAUGGUAUGUUAACAAAUCCAAAAAUAAUAAAAAAAACAGUAUAAAUUACAUAAGUGGAAACACCUGAAUUCGGGGGAGAUUGUUUUCUGUUUUUUUUUUCCACGAAACACAAUUUUUCUUGUUUGGUGAGAGAGCGAGGAAUAUUUCAUCUAUAGGCAAUGGAGAAAGAAGAGCAGAAGUACGUUUAAAUUUGUAAAGAAAAAAAAUAUGUCCUUACCAGGUGUUAGUACUAAAACCAAAAAAAAAAAAUAAACAAAAAACGGGGUGGGACUAGCAAAGGUGGUAACUAGCCAAGGCGCAGUGGAAAGUCUAAUGUUUGUUAUAAAGAAUCCGUUGGAACUAUGUAAGGUAAGCAUGUCAAAGUUAUGGAGGAAACCGCGAAUAAAUAUAAAAUGCAGGGAUUAUUUAUCGA
Malaya genurostris is the source of this 5668-nucleotide messenger RNA. Its product is annotated as nephrin. The record is from RefSeq and is a predicted model, not a curated record. Lineage: Eukaryota; Metazoa; Arthropoda; Insecta; Diptera; Culicidae. Bases 1413 to 4556 code for a protein of 1047 amino acids. The transcript is spliced from 18 exons. Gene Ontology annotation, molecular function: protein binding.